Messenger RNA from Thunnus maccoyii (southern bluefin tuna), 1250 nucleotides. It is a transcript of the gene nmnat2, whose product is annotated as nicotinamide nucleotide adenylyltransferase 2. Gene Ontology annotation, cellular component: Golgi apparatus. Gene Ontology annotation, molecular function: nicotinate-nucleotide adenylyltransferase activity; nicotinamide-nucleotide adenylyltransferase activity. Lineage: Eukaryota; Metazoa; Chordata; Actinopteri; Scombriformes; Scombridae. Gene Ontology annotation, biological process: NAD+ biosynthetic process. The coding region runs from base 133 to 1215 and encodes 360 amino acids. The transcript is spliced from 10 exons. The record is from RefSeq and is a predicted model, not a curated record.
UCUCUCUCUCUCUGUCACACACUCUCUCUCUCUCUAUCUCACUGUCUCUGCGAACAAACCGACCACCCGGGAAGCACAGAACCACACAGGACCGGCACCGGACCGGACCGGGACAGAAGACAGACAGAAACCAUGACAGAAAACACCAAAACCCACGUCAUCCUGCUGUCCUGCGGCAGCUUCAACCCCAUCACCAAGGGACACAUCCAUAUGUUUGAAAAAGCCAGAGAAUAUCUGCAUAAAACAGGGCGUUUCAUUGUGAUCGGAGGAAUCAUCUCACCGGUCCACGACUCCUACGGGAAACCUGGUCUGGUGCCCAGCAAUCAUCGUCUCACCAUGUGUCAGCUGGCCGUCCAGUCCUCUGAUUGGAUCAGGGUGGACCCCUGGGAGUGUUACCAGGACACCUGGCAGACCACCUGCAGCGUGCUGGAGCAUCACCGUGACCUCAUGAAGAGAGUCACUGGCUGUAUCCUGUCCAACGUCAACACGCCGUCAACAACUCCUGUGAUUGGUCAGCCACAGAACCAGACUCCACCCAUCUACCAGAACCACAACAACAUGAAUCACAAGCCCACAGCCAUCAAACUGUGGGGGAAGCUCAGUGAGAGUUUGGGAAGGAUCUGCUGCGUCCGUCCGCAUGUCGAACGCUUCACCUUCGUAGAUGAAAACGCCAACCUGGGGACCGCGGUGAGAUACGAGGAGAUCGGUGAGUCAUGCCGACAGUAUCUGAAACUGAGCAGAUCCUGUGUUGUGUCCUCUGGUUUCCUUCCUGCUGUGUCUGAACUCCUUCUAGUUUGUUUGUUUCCAGUAAACAUGAUGUUUACUGAGGUGUGUCUCUUUCCUCCUGCCUGUUUGUCGUCUGUAGAGUUGCGCAUCUUGCUCCUGUGUGGCAGUGAUCUCCUGGAGUCCUUCUGCAUCCCUGGCCUGUGGAAGGACAGUGAUAUGCAGGUGAUCGUGGGAGAUUUUGGGAUCGUGGUGGUUCCUCGUGACGGCGCCGACACAGAGAGGAUCAUGAAUCACUCGUCCAUCCUCCGCAAGUACAAGGACAACAUUGUUGUGGUGAAAGACGAUAUGCAUCACCCCAUGUCCAUCGUCAGCUCCACUAAGAGCAGACUGGCCCUGCAGCACGGCGACGGCCAUGUCGUGGACUACCUGAGUCAGCCGGUCAUCGACUACAUUCUGCAGAGUCAGCUGUACAUCAACGCCUCAGGAUAGAGCCAACAACCAAACGGCAUGAGAACAGGAAGAGC